Molecule: messenger RNA, 783 nt
Organism: Engraulis encrasicolus (European anchovy)
Lineage: Eukaryota; Metazoa; Chordata; Actinopteri; Clupeiformes; Engraulidae
Product: kxDL motif-containing protein 1-like
Exons: 3
Coding region: 57-482 (141 amino acids)
Biological process (GO): lysosome localization
Cellular component (GO): BORC complex
Source: RefSeq, a predicted model, not a curated record
CCUUUGAUGGACGAGGUCAGCUUGCUGGGAGAGGAGUGGAAUUUGCUGCAGGUGGGAUGGUGCUGCAGCAUCUUAAUCAGGAGGUACAGAAGGCGGCUCUCCUCGGUCACCUGCGCUGCUUGGGGGUACCUCAUCCAUCCAUCCUACUGGAGAUGAAGAAAGACCUAGACAGCAUCUUCCGCAAGAUAAGGGCACUGAAGGGAAAGGUUGCUAAGCAGUAUCCAGAUGCAUUCAGCACUGUUCACGAGUCCCCUAUUCUUGAGGAUGAGGACGAGGACUUUGACCCAGUCCCAUCCAGUGUAGCCACCACUACCACCACCACGGCUACGUCCGAGCACAGCACCGAAUCCUGCAACUCAUCCACUGACGUCGUCUUCCCUACCGUGAGCCGCUGCUCCGAGGACCUCUCACAGGAGCAACCAGAGACUCCUACCCUUAACAGCCCCCCGGGAACAGAACUGAAGGACAAAGGCCCAGAUUAAUAUGGGAAUAUGAGGGUUAUUCCAAGUGGACUCUUGUGAUGAAUGAUGUGGCUGUGCAAAAAAAUACUGUCGUUUUUGUCAACGAUGGUUGAUGCUGCUGCUUUUUGGUGACUUAGUCUGCUUUGUUGUGGUUUGCUUAGUAUUAUCUUUCUGAAAAGCAUAACUGAUGUUUGACAUACUGAUGCAACAUGGCACAGCAUGACUGAAAAUGCCGCCUACCACAUCUCAUUCAGGUUUUCAUGUACAGUAUGUACUACUCCUAAUUGCUUGAAUUAAUUAAAACAUGUUGUGGACAACUGAA